AUGCCAAGAGAUGACGACGAAGGGGUGAUCAGUAAUGAUGAAGCAUAUCAACAGAAUGAGUCCUGCAUUGUUGAUGGGAUUGUCCAAGUAGAAGUACAUGAAUUGGGGCCAUUGAAUAGAGAUGAUGUUGAUUCAAAUCGUAUUAAUACAAGUGAUGUGGAUAACGAGGGAGUAGAUGACGCAAAUAGUGAAGAAAGUGAUGGACAAGAUGACACACUAGACGAUUAUUGUACUGAUGAAGAAGAGAAUAUGUUUUGCUAUGCUACAACAUCUGAUGUGCUGCAGUUCUGCUAUACUGCUGAGAUGGGUUUGAUGAUAGUUGUUGGGGUGUUGAUGCCUGGUUGUUGUUGUGGAUUGGAGAUGUUUGCUGCCAGGUUGCAAUGA
Ilex paraguariensis (yerba mate) is the source of this 384-nucleotide messenger RNA. The record is from the annotation of a GenBank genome assembly. Lineage: Eukaryota; Viridiplantae; Streptophyta; Magnoliopsida; Aquifoliales; Aquifoliaceae.